Messenger RNA from Solanum dulcamara, 1186 nucleotides. RefSeq lists its product as uncharacterized. NCBI's taxonomy places the organism in Eukaryota, Viridiplantae, Streptophyta, Magnoliopsida, Solanales, Solanaceae. The transcript has 3 exons. Bases 214 to 915 code for a protein of 233 amino acids. The record is from RefSeq and is a predicted model, not a curated record.
UGGAAGCAAGAGCGGCCGUUCUAUCAGUACUCAUAUCUACGGAGAUCGGACGGAGCUUUGCUUGUCAAUUAAGUUUUUUUCCAUAUUGGGAUUACGAGGCACCACCGAACUUCCCUUCUCCCUGCCUUUAAAGCCGGAGAGUGGGGAGCAGUAGAAUUUAUAGACCCAAUAACACUUAUUUACACAUUUGGAGUUUUGACCCUUAAUUUCAAAAUGGAGAAAGAAAUUCUGGAUUACGUGUUGGUACCAUUAGGCCUACUCAUCAUGCUUGCUUAUCACCUAUGGCUUCUUCAGCGCAUUCUUAAACACCCAAAUCACACCGUCAUUGGCAUCAAUUCAAUCAACCGUCGCUUAUGGGUUCUUGGUAGAAUGGAGGAAUCGUCGAAUAAUGGAGUUCUAGCAGUACAAACGUUAAGGAACAACAUAAUGGCGUCAACCCUAUUAGCAUCUACAGCUAUUAUGCUCAGUUCACUCAUAGCCAUCUUAAUGACGGGCGGAAGUAGUGGUCGUUCAGUUGGUUUUCAUGUUUACGGUGACAAGAGCGAGUUUUGCUUGUCAAUUAAGUUUUUCUCCAUAUUGGUAUGUUUUAUGGUGGCGUUUUUGUUUAAUGUGCAAUCGAUCAGGUAUUAUAGUCAUGCUAGCAUACUCAUCAAUGUGCCCUACAAGAAAUUGGAUUCUUCAAGGCAUUGUGCGACAGCGGAGUACGUGGGGAGGACAGUGAAUAGAGGCAGCUAUUUCUGGUCACUUGGACUACGUGCAUUUUAUUUUUCGUUUCCCCUGUUUUUGUGGAUCUUUGGACCUAUUCCUAUGUUUCUCUGCUGCAUUUUCCUGGUUGUCAUGCUUUAUUUCCUGGAUGUUAGUUCUGAUUUUGGAUGGGUUGCACCAACUGAUGAAAACACCCACCAGACUGCUUGAAGACAACUUGCGGGCAGCAAGUUUAGGUACUGUUGGCUUUAGGUGUCUUCAUGUCAAAUCAUAUUAUUUAGCAUGAUCCUAUAAAUGCGGGUGGGGUGUACUAUUAGCUUGUAGAAGUAGAGAGCGUGAGAACAGUUUAGAUUCAAUCCAAGUUGAAUCUUGUAAUGCAUAUUCAAUAAUGUGCUUCGGUUAUGUUCUGUUCUUUUAAGAACUAUUGUUGUGGAGAAGAAUAAGACUGAAUUUCUCAAUCAUGGUUCAUCUCUUCUGUACU